Messenger RNA from Miscanthus lutarioriparius, 1224 nucleotides. The record is from the annotation of a GenBank genome assembly. NCBI's taxonomy places the organism in Eukaryota, Viridiplantae, Streptophyta, Magnoliopsida, Poales, Poaceae.
AUGGCAGCACGCCUCCUCGGCCCUGCGACGCUGCACGAGCGUGACCUGUGCGCUGCUGCGCUUAGCCCCAGCGGCAGGCACCCGGCCCCGGUGGCAGCGGCGACGCCGCAAGCCCGGCGCCCGGCAGCCCGCGACGUCCAAGAGUACCCCAAGGACCACCGGUCCGACUCUUCCCGGUCGCGCUCCGACGCCAGCCACGGCAGGGCGGCGCGCAGCCGCAGCUGCGGUGGGAGUGGCAUCGACAGCGGCAUCGAGAACGGAGCCGGCGCCGGCGGCAACUUCGAGUUCUGCAAGGAGGAGAGGGCGGCCGUGCCGGCUACGACGGUGGCGGUGUCCGCGCCGUUCUUCCGACAGCAGGUGCCAUCCAAGUGGAACGACGCGGAGAAGUGGAUCGCGGGGCGCCACGUCGUGCACUCCAACCCCAUCUUCUCCAAGAAGCCCGCCGCCGCAGCGGCGCCGCCAUGCCCCGGCGACCGCGUCGCGCCGGAGUCCGCGACGGCGUCCAGGGCCAGCGGCGCGGCCGCGAGCGCGCUAACCGAGCUGUCGUCCAAGUCCUCGUCGCCGUCGUCGUGUGUCCGUGUCGGUGUCGAUGCGGGACGUCGGGACGGAGAUGACGCCGAUCGCGAGCCAGGAGCAGUGGCGCAGCGGCACCCCUGCCGGCGCCGUCACGCCGUCGCUCAGCCCGCUUUGCUCGGUGCCGUCCAGCCCCAGGGGCGGCGGCGGCUGCGCGUAGGCGUCGUCGUCGGCCUCCGCGUCGGAACUGGAGCUCCGGCUCAGGACGCGGCGCGAGAUCGCCGCGCUCGGCCUGUAGCUCGGCAAGAUGAACAUCGCGUCGUGGGCCAGCAAGGAGGAGAGCCUCCUCGCCGCCGCGUCCCCGGAGAAGGGCGCCGUUACCAGAGGAAGGAGGUGAAGAUACAGGAGUGGGAAAGCUUACAGAAAUCCAAAUUCGAAGCCAAGCUGAGGCAGGCCGAGGCACAGGCAGAGCAGAUGAAAGCCCGGGCGAAGCAGGACCUGGCCAGGAGGCUGUCGGCACUGAGCCACAGGGUGGAGGGGAAGCAGGCGAGGGUGGAGGCGCGCCGGAGCCGGCAGGCGUCCCGGCUGGCGCGGCAGGUGGAGCGCAUCCGCAAGACCGGCCAAAUUUCAGAGAUUGACCCUUCAAGUGUUAAGAUGAUUCCAGAAUUCUUAAUGGCACAGGGGGCUAAGAGGGAGCUUAGGAACCCCUAA